Recurvomyces mirabilis is the source of this 2358-nucleotide messenger RNA. RefSeq lists its product as uncharacterized. Bases 1 to 2358 code for a protein of 785 amino acids. The transcript has a single exon. Lineage: Eukaryota; Fungi; Ascomycota; Dothideomycetes; Mycosphaerellales; Teratosphaeriaceae. The record is from RefSeq and is a predicted model, not a curated record.
AUGCUAGGUCUGGCAUUGCGGAGGGCGCAAUGGCAACUACAGGCACAUCGGCAAUGGCUACGGACUUUUGCGACCAUUCCAUCGCAGAUCAGACCGGCUAUUGAAGGUCAUCCCAAACUUGUCCUUCUCCACUAUCACGAUGGCCGCCAACAUGAACGCCACUUCUCUUUGACAAGGACGACCCCGGGAAAGAAGACUGCACGCGUCCGGAGAUCCAAGGCAAAGAGAGCUGCCGCCGAAGAUAACAAAGAAUCAUCGGAGCUUGAUUUACUCAAUGACCUGCGCCAAGCGGUACAGGACCUCGAUAUCAAUGCUAUCAUCGACCUCUUCCCACAUGCAAAGGUGAACAAAUUAGUUGACCGUAAUCUCGUAUGGCGACUCUCUCAGUGUCUACAUGAAUCAUUGCGCCGGGUCAGAUUCAAGAAUGUCAAUGACCAGGGUCGGCGAGCUGCCACAGACGAGCUCGUGGAGUUCGCCAAGGUUCUCGUGCGAUCAAUCGUCAAGGAAGAGCUCGAGCCUGAUCGCCGAGCUCAUGUGCACCUUCUUGCCUUCUUCAAGGAAUCAGGUGCUCUUGAUCAAGGCAUCACAUUCUGGAGCUGGCUGCAGCAACGAGACAGCGAGUACGUGGAUGCCAAUGUCUACGGCGCCGCCAUCGAGCUCUUGGCAGUCAAUGGUGCACCUUUAUCUGAGCUAGAGGGACUCUACACCAAAGCUCUGGAACAAUUGUCUAGUGCUGGAAACUUCAGCUCUUACUACCUGAGUCCUGACGCCAUGGUGCCGGACAGAGAAGCACCCAUCACAAUCAAGGGUAUCUCAAUGACUCUCUUGCAAGGCGUACUCACGGCUCGUCUACUUCGCGGCGAAUCACGUCGAGCAUAUUUGGCGUUGGACACAGCACUACGAUUAUAUCCGACGUUGACACCAGUACGCUUCUUCACAUUGUUCGUCGACGAAAGACCACUCAGUGAGGCAUACAUGGUGUUCGCUCUUGCAUGUCGAGCUGGUAUCGUCAUGCCUGUCAUGGGCUUCAGGCGACUGCUUACUACUAUUCGUCAAGCAGCUGGGACGGCAUCACUCAUAAAGCACGUCGUGUCUCUAAGGCAGAUGCUUUCAGUCUUGUAUAUGUUUGUUGGGGCGGGUGGGCGACUUACAAGCAAUCUCGUCAGCGAAUAUUUUAUCGCAGUGACGCAAAUCAUGCGAGUCAAAGAGAUGGAUGCCCUGAACACGCGGCAGCGCGAGCAGCUAGUCAAUGAUGUGUUGAGAAUCAUUCGCAGAAGCAUCGAUGUAUUCUCUCGGUACGGGGGCGCACCCGGCAUCAGUGCUAUCAAUAGUCUGAUCGUCAAUCUGGGAGGCUUUGGCAAGUCGAAGAAGAUUCUCACGAUUGCCCUGAAUGACGCCCGGCAGCUCGGGCUGGAAUUUAAUAACAUUACACGACGGUCUAUAUUGAUCGCUGCGGGCCAAAUCGGCGACGUUGAGCUCGUGAAGGCGUCAUGGCUCGAUCUUGUCGACGCCAAGGUUGCGAAGCAGGAGAAACCGGACGACACGGACUAUCAUAUCCUCAUCAAAGCUGCAAGGGGCAAUGCCGCGUUUGACUUCGCUAUCGAGGAGUGUCAGAAGAGCGAAUUUGAUGAGGACAUCAAGAGUCGCAUGUACGAUCAUGCCUACGGUGCAUUGCCUGAGGAGAGAGGGAGCGUAGACGAGGACACUUCGUCCUUGGCGAAGGGAAUGGAGAUGAUAGAGGAAUUGGGAAAAUUAGAGGCUGAUCUCGAGGUGAUGGAGCGACGCACGAUUGACAGUCCGGCUACGCAAGACUUCAGUACGCAAGAUCUACCCAUCACCAUUUUGGUUGGCACGCAGCAUUUCCAGAUACCCGACGGUGAGCUGCGGUUACUAUACGACGCUCUUACUAGCGAGCGAGUGCCUGCUCACGCAUCCUCGAAGACAACCGACCAGAGCUCCCCAGAGGCUACGCAAGAUGCUCUGUCCUGGCGCGAAGGAAGCACAUCCGCGCUGAGCACGACUGGCAUGACCUUUGGACAGCUACGAUACCAGAACUGGAAGUCACUGAACGAGUUGCUUGCACUUUCGGAGCUGAACGACGCUGCUUACGGUCGUGUUGUAGAUGUGGCCAUUGCGAAAGGCGAGGCACCACCUCCGCGUGAGCGAAUCUUGCGCGGCGUUGAGCAUCAUCUCAAGGGCAAUGCCUAUGGGCUUAGCGAUCUCGAUCAUGGUAGUGCGGCUACGGUCAUGCAUGAGGCGAGGAUGACUGAGGCCAGUGCAGACGUACAAGAUGAGAAUAGUGAAGACACACCAGAUCAGGCCCAGGAGAUCUGGAGGCUGAGAGGUCGAAGCGGAUGA